Molecule: messenger RNA, 1365 nt
Organism: Knipowitschia caucasica
Lineage: Eukaryota; Metazoa; Chordata; Actinopteri; Gobiiformes; Gobiidae
Source: the annotation of a GenBank genome assembly
AUGAGGGAUAAGCUCUCGUACGCCCCGGCUCAGCCCUCUCUGUGCCACGGACACGAUUUAAACCAGUGCUUCUCAAAGAGUGGGGCCCGCCCCCCUGAGGGGGCCCAAGGUCACGGCAGCAGCAGUUGUGGGGAGGACUCCACCAGCUCCGAGUCCAUCAAAGUGUCACCAGCCUUUUCCAUGAUUCAAGAACUGAACCCGCUGAAGGAAGGAUUAUUCCCCUGGACCACCGGCACUUCCUCUGAGACCUGUCAUCACACUGAUCACGGCGACUUCGGAGGUUUUCCCCUCGGCCCAAACGCGCACCUGUGCCACGUCGCCGCAGAAGCUAUGCAGCUGGAAAUCCAAGUCGCUCUCAAUUUUAUAAUCUCCUAUUUAUACAACAAACUGCCUCGGCGAAGGGUCAACAUAUUUGGCGAGGAGCUGGAGAGGCAGCUGAAGAGGAAGUACGAGGGCCACUGGUACCCGGACAAGCCAUACAAGGGCUCAGGCUACCGCUGCAUCCACGUGGGCGAGAAGGUGGACCCGGUGGUGGAGCAGGCCGCCAAGGAGAGCGGCCUGGACAUCGACGACGUCCGGAACAACCUGCCUCAGGACCUCAGCGUCUGGAUCGACCCCUUCGAGGUGUCGUACCAGAUCGGCGAGAAGGGGCCGGUCAAGGUACUGUACGUGGACGAUAACAACAACGAGAACGGCUCGGAGCUCGACCGAGAGAUCAAGAACAGCUUCAACCCCGAGGCGCAGGUUUUCAUGCCCAUCAGCGACCCGGUGGGCGCUUCCUCCGAGUCCAGCUCCCCGUCGCCCCCUUUUGGCCAGUCCGCCGCCGUCAGCCCGUCCUUCAUGCCCCGCUCCGCUCAGCCCCUCACCUUCACCACCGCAUCGUUCGCCGCCACCAAGUUCGGCUCGACCAAAAUGAAGAGCAGCGGGCGCAGUAAUAACAGCAGCGGCGGCAGCGGGGGGAGCGGCGGUGGCGGCGGCGGGAGCGGCGGAAAAGCGGCGCGCUCCUCCCCCACCCACAACCUGGGCCUGAAUGUGAACACGCUCCUCAAGCAGAAAGCCAUAUCCGCCUCCAUGCACUCGCUGUACGGCCCGAGCCAGCAGCCCAAGCCAUCCGCGCUCUCCGCACUCUCCCCCAACGCCAAGGAGUUCGUGUUCGCGCCCAGCCUGAACGGCCCGCUCAGCCCGGGCGCCGCGUUCGCCGCAGAGGGCUCGCUGGGCCUGGGACACCUGCCCUACAGCAACGCCUUCGACAUGUUCGCGGCCUACGGGAGCCUCAACGACAAGUCCCUCGUGGACGGCCUCAACUUCAGCCUGAACAACAUGCAGUAUUCCAACCAGCAAUUCCAGCCGGUGAUGGCGAACUAA